UGUAGCAUAUGCGGCCAUGCUUUGACGAAGUGUAAACAUCACAGCUGGUCACGCUAUCAUAAUCACUCCUUUCCUCAAACUCCACAGCACCACUUUCCCUUCACUUCUCAUCUCUCUCCCUUUUCUACUGUUUUCUUCUUUCGUUGUCUUCUAAUUUCUGUACAUUUUCUACUGUUUCUAGACAUUACACGGUGAGCAAAAUCAUAGAUUGAGAGGAGAGAGAGGGUAGGAGAAGGGGAGAGAUGGGAGGGGUGACGUCAUCAAUGGCUGCAAAGCUGGCGUUUUUCCCACCGACCCCGCCGAGCUACAAGCUGAUUACCGACGACGCCACGGGCCUGCUCCUGCUGCAGCCCUUCCCCCAUCGCGAAAACGUCGACGUAUUGAAGCUCCCGACGCGGCGGGGCACGGAGAUCGUGGCCGUCUAUGUGCGGUACCCCAUGGCGAGUUCCACUCUGCUUUACUCGCACGGCAACGCGGCGGAUAUCGGUCAGAUGUACGAGCUCUUUAUUGAGCUCAGCAUUCAUCUCAGAGUUAAUCUCCUGGGAUUAUAUGGUGAUUAUGAGAGUGAAACUGAUGUGGACAGUCAAUUCCAAUAUUCCAUUGUUAUUUCCUUAGGAAAUAGCUUAUCUCUAAAGAAAUUUGGUAGGGAACUUUUUCUGUCAGUUAAUCAGAUAAUGUGUUACAUCCUCAUGUACGACUAUUCGGGCUAUGGGCAAUCGACCGGAAAGCCGAGCGAACAUAACACUUAUGCAGAUAUUGAAGCAGCAUAUAAGUGUCUGGAAGAGAACUAUGGGGCUAAGCAAGAAGACAUCAUACUAUACGGUCAAUCUGUGGGUAGUGGACCUACUGUAGACCUUGCAGCUCGUUUGCCUCAUCUGAGAGCUGUUGUUUUGCAUAGUCCUAUUUUGUCGGGCCUAAGAGUUAUGUACCCUGUGAAGCGCUCAUAUUGGUUUGACAUCUAUAAGAACAUUGACAAAAUCCCCUUGGUCAAAUGCCCUGUCCUUGUUAUUCAUGGCACUGCAGAUGAUGUGGUUGACUACUCCCAUGGAAAGCAGCUUUACGAAGUGUGCCGAGAAAAAUACGAACCCCUGUGGAUCAAGGGUGGUAACCACUGUGACCUGGAGCUGUAUCCCGAGUACAUCAAACACCUCAAAAAGUUUGUCCACACAGUAGAAAAACCUCCCUCUCAACGACACAUGUCAAGAAGAAGCAUCGACCGUCCGGAACAUUCCAGAAGGAGCACCGACAGGAGAGAAAAGCCAAGACGGAGCACUGACAGACCUGAAAAGCUGAGAACCUUCGAGUACAAGUUCCACAGCAACAAUAAUGAGGACAAGCUGUCCAAGUUAAAAGUCUCGUUUGAGCACAUGGAAAGAUCUAGAAGAAGUGUGGAGUACCACGAGAAGUCCCGGAUGAGUAUCGAUAUUCAGAUGGAGAAGGCCCGGAAGAGUGUCGACUGGCUGGAUAGGAUACGAGCCACAUGAAUCAUACAACGAGAGUUACUGUAUAUUUGUGCUGGAUGUGUAUUGUUGAAAGCAAAUAGGCAAAAGGGAAGGUUGGUUUUUAAGUUAUGGAAAUGGAUGUGUGUGUGUGUGUGUGUGUAAGUUGAUCAUUAAAAUUUGGUUUGAGGUACUUUUUCCACUUGUUCAUGUUGUGAGAGAAAAAUGAAAAUGUUGGGGGUAUAGUUCAAUUUCAAUACAAUUCAUUGGUGUUUGGGAAAGUGUUUUUGGCUUUCGUCAGCCUGUGUAAAGAUUGUCUUUAACAGGGGAUUUUAUAUUUUUCCCAUCAGCAUUUUCUGAUUAAAGUCACAGCGGAUAGAAGAAAAUCAGACGCGGGGAGACGCGGAGGGAGGCCGCACCGGCACACGAGAAGGAUAACUUUAUUCUUCUCUUUUGCUUUUUAUUUAUUAUGUUAGAGUAGAUUUUAUUUUUAGUUUCGGGAAGUCGAAUCCUACGAUUGACGAUGUUUUGAUUGAUUUAUAUGAUUGAUGAUUUCAAUAUUUUUUUGGAAUUGUUUGUG
Messenger RNA from Striga asiatica, 2019 nucleotides. The record is from the annotation of a GenBank genome assembly. Lineage: Eukaryota; Viridiplantae; Streptophyta; Magnoliopsida; Lamiales; Orobanchaceae.